Messenger RNA from Limanda limanda (common dab), 637 nucleotides. It is a transcript of the gene mllt11, whose product is annotated as MLLT11 transcription factor 7 cofactor. NCBI's taxonomy places the organism in Eukaryota, Metazoa, Chordata, Actinopteri, Pleuronectiformes, Pleuronectidae. Bases 77 to 334 code for a protein of 85 amino acids. The transcript is spliced from 3 exons. Gene Ontology annotation, cellular component: nucleoplasm; cytosol. Gene Ontology annotation, biological process: positive regulation of release of cytochrome c from mitochondria; positive regulation of DNA-templated transcription; positive regulation of mitochondrial depolarization. The record is from RefSeq and is a predicted model, not a curated record.
GUGGUCCAGUGAUCGACGCAGGAGAGAGAAUCUGCAGCAGCGGAACAAAGAAGAAGAGAAAGAAAAAGGUUGAAACAUGAAGAAGUCAAGCAGCCAAUACGAGUCCUUCCUCUUCUGGAGGCAGCCAAUCCCAGCCCUCGAUCUGUCCCAGCUGGAGGAUCCAGGUGUGACUGACGGCCAGUCGACCAAUGGCAGGACAGGAAAAGACAAGCCGUCCAAACUGAGGCGUCAGGAGGAGGAGACCAAGCUGCAGGAGUUUUCCUCCUUUAACUACUGGAGAUCUCCGGUCGCUGAGGUGGACGCUCUGCUCGCCGACCUCAACCUGCUGCUGUGAGGGCGGCCUCAUCUGACCUCUGACCCCUGACCUCUGACCCCAGACUACAUGUCCAAAGACCACCUCUCACCAACCUCACUUCAUCUGUGACUCCGGAUCCUGGAUUAGUCUCUUGCUCCAGCUUGAAGUUUUUCUUUAGAAGCAUUUACAGAACAUUUGUGUUUAUUAAUGAAUUCGUGAGAAAAUUGAAAUCAGAGUCGGCAGACACUGGUCCUGGUCCUGGUUCAGAUUCACGUUCUGGUCCUGGUUCAGAUUCACGUUCUGGUCCUGGUUCAGAUUCACGUUCUGGUCCUGGUUCAGAUU